AUGUCCUGUGAGAAGUGCCAGAAGAAUUUCAAGACACUGCGUCUCCUAAAACAACAUGAAAGAACCCACAAUACUAUUUGUGAAAAAUGCAAUAUUACUUUCAAGAGUCACAAUCAUCUGAAGCAACACACAAGAGAUCAUCAUCCAAAGAUGAAGGACUUCAAAUGCAGAGUUUGUCCAGAUUCUGUUUUUGUCUCAGAAAAAGAAUACCUUCUACAUGUGAGAGAUUAUCAUGAAGGAAAAAUCAUUGAGUCCCAUAUGUGUAGUGAUUGUGGCAAAACAUUUCGCACUGGGUCUGAACUCAGUUUACACAUGAAAUCUAAAUGUGGUACUGAGAAGCAGUAUAUCUGCAAGGAAUGUGGAAAAAAGAUGAUGUCUCCAGGUUCCCUGUACACACAUUUAAAAAGGCACAAAGGGAAUUUGAAUUUUAUGUGUAGAUUUUGUGCCAAACGUUUCCUUACAUCAGGGCAACUGAAAGUGCAUGAGAGGAAACACACAAAACAGAAAGAUUUUGUGUGUGAUAUUUGCAGUAAGGGAUUUUGCCACCGCCAAAGCUUGAUUACCCACAUUUCUGUCCAUACUGGUAUCAAACCAUACCAAUGUGAAGGUUGUGGAAAAUCAUUCAGUUGCAUAAGCAAUCUCUUGAAACACAGAAAAUCACAUAAAACCACUUGUGGGACUCUUCCAAUGACAUCACACAGGGUGAAAAAUCCUGCCACAAAAAUAAAAUUGAGAAUUAACACUCCAGAAUCUUCAAAGUUGAAAAGGGCACAGAUGAAGAAAGAGUUGGAAAUGAAGUUUGCUGAGUUAGAUGAAGAAAUUAAAGAGGAGGAUAUUGAGAAUACUGUAUUAGAGAAAAGUGAGGCUGAUGAUAAAAAUCCUGUGAAAGAAGAAGUACAAGCUAUGUCAUGUGGAACUAAAAAAUCAAUACCAGAAGAGACAGAUCUCAUUGAAGCAAAAAAUGAACCUAUUGAUACUAAUUUUGAUGAAGACAGAAUUAAUAAUAUUGAGGAAAAUAAAUUUGGAACUGAAACUGAAGAAAAUAAUCUCAGUGUGGACAAGAAUCCUCAUGAAAUUGAGGAGACAUUGAGGAUACAUAGCAAAGAAACUAAACCUGAGCAAUAUUCACCUAAAAAAACAACAAGGAAAAAGAAUCCACACCAGAUACAAAAUGAGGUGUUUUCUGGUGAUAUUAAAAAAUGUGAUCUUAAUAAUGGCAAUUUUGAUGUGGAAGAUUUUGAUAUGCCAGAUGAAAUAGAAUCUGACAUAUCAGAAAUUGAGUCUGAAGAGGAAUACAAGCCUAAUAUACGAAAAAGAAAGGGAAAACCUAGACAAAAAAAGAGGAGAGAUCAGUUUCUGGAUAGUGAUAUUCAGAAAUUCAUUAGAGAAAGGAAUCUUGUGAAAGGUGUGAUGGGACAUUGCCAAUACUGCUCCAAGGGGUACACCAGCUUUGGUUGUUUGUAUAAACAUGAACAAGAACAUUCCAACAGUCAAAACAGCUCUAAAGAGUCAAAAACAGCAUCUCACAAGUGCAGUUGUUGUAGGAUGGUUUUUGAGACAUCAGAAGAAGUCAAAAAUCACCAGCAUGCUAAUCAUGCAGAUAUACUAUCGUGCCCCGAAUGCCCGGACAGGAUCUUUUCGCGUCCCGACUACCUCAAACUCCACCGCGACAACUACCACAAGGGCGUGCCCCGCAAGCACUAUGUCUACAUAUGCGACAAGUGCGGCAAAAAGUUCCGCGCCAAAUGUCUCCUCACCCAUCACGAGACCACCGAUUGCGGCAAAAGCAACAAGGACGGCUGCCACAUUUGCCACAAGCAGUUCUCCAAUCAGUACACCCUCAAAGCGCACAUGGUGGUGCACAGCGCGGAAAAGAAGUUGGCUUGCGCCUUUUGCGGCAAAACGUUCCACUGGAAGGGCCAGCUGAAGGUGCACGAGAGGUCGCACACGGGAGAGAAGCCCUACACCUGCCUCUUCUGUCCCAGCUCGUUCGCUUACAGAGACAGUUUGAUCAGGCACAGCUCGUUGCACACGGGGGUGAAGCCGUACCUGUGCAAAUGCUGCGGCUGGAGGUUCAGCUGCAUCGGCAACCUCAUCAAGCACAAGGUGACCCACGCGACCAGCUGCGGUGCUUGGUACAAGGAAAACGACAAGGAAACGACCGCGUGAAUUUCCGAUUGUACUGCGGACUGUUUUCUGAUAUUUGCGUUGUACAGGGUGAUUCACCAUAA
Messenger RNA from Phaedon cochleariae (mustard beetle), 2231 nucleotides. The record is from the annotation of a GenBank genome assembly. NCBI's taxonomy places the organism in Eukaryota, Metazoa, Arthropoda, Insecta, Coleoptera, Chrysomelidae.